UUAAAAAACUUAGCAAGAAGCGGGAGUGCGGCUGCUCUCCGAAUCUCGUCCUGUUUUCUUCCAAAUUCCUUUUCUUUUUCUCGUUAUGGCGGAGCCCAAUAAAAGACAGCGGCUUAGCCAUAUCACCAGCGGCUCACAGACGGGUUCUACGAGCUUACUCAGGGGCCCCGAAGGAGCAGGAGAAGCUGGUUCCUUUGUGGAGGGCUCCAUACUUCGCAUCACGAUGAAAAACUUCCUGACAUACGACUACUCUGUGGUGCAUCCUGGACCGAAUCUGAACAUGAUUGUUGGAGCCAACGGAACCGGGAAGUCCAGCAUCGUGUGCGCCAUAUGCCUGGUUCUGGCUGGCCGGACUGUAACUCUGGGCAGAGGAGACAAGGUGGGGCUUUAUGUGAAACGUGGCUGUCAAAAAGGUUUCGUUGAGAUAGAGCUGUUUAAAAAUGGAGGUAAUUUGGUAAUUAGCCGAGAGAUCCACGUGGAGAACAAUCAGUCGCUCUGGAUUCUAAAUGGUGGAAUCAGCAACCAGAAAAAAGUGGAGGAGGAAGUGAAGGCUCUCCAGAUCCAAGUCAGCAACCUCUGCCAGUUUCUACCUCAGGAAAAAGUUGGAGAGUUUGCAAAGAUGUCCAAAGUUGAACUUCUCGAGGCAACUGAGAAGUCAGUUGGGCCACCAGAAAUGUACGAGUACCACUGCGAGCUGAAAAACUUCCGCAACAAAGAACGAGAACUGGAGAAUGUUGUGAAGGAGAAGGCGAGCUUCCUGGAAAAGGCCAAGCAGAGGAACGAGAGGAACAAGAUCGACGUAAACCGUUACUACGAAAAGAAAAGGCACCUGGAUGUCAUUGAGUUGCUAGAAAAGAAGAAGCCAUGGGUGGAGUACGAGACCGCACGUAAGGAGCUGGAGGGCUUGAAGAUGGAGCGGGAAGAGGCCAAAAAGCAGCUGUCUGCCCUGAGGCAGGCGCAGGCGCCCAUGUUGAAGAAGAUCCAGCAGAUUGAUGACCAGCUGAAGCCCAACGAGGCGCAGAUGAAGGCCAAGACUGCAGCAAUCAAAGACGCCUCUGUGAAGUGCAAACAGAAACAAGAUCAGCUGGAUCGGAAACACAAAGAGAUCGACGACAUUAAACAGAACCUGCGACUGAAGCAGACCGAAGAGGAGGACCACCAGAAGCGGAUCAAUAACACCAGACGGACCAUUGAGGACCUGAAGUCGGAGCUGGCCAAAAUCAGCGACCAGCCGGACGUGACGCCACAGAUCAACGCCGUCAACAUGGAGCUGAGGCGCAUCCAGGUGGAGAGAGCUAAGAUCGAAGGAGAGAGGGCGGACCUGCGCAGGGAGGGCGACAACAUCAAUGCCGAGUCGAAAAUGUUGGUAAGGAGGCUUAAGGACAUGAACAACAUGAUGAACGCCAAAGAAGAGAAGCUGCGAGGACGCCACAGGGAUACACACGCUGCCCUCCAGUGGCUGAGGAAGAACCGAGGGCUCUUUGAAGGAAAUGUCCAUGAACCCAUGAUGCUGGUGGUGAAUGUAAAGAAUCCAGAAUUUGCUAAGUACGUGGAGAACCACAUCCCCUUCCACGACCUGCGGGCGUUCGUUUUCCAGAGGAAGGACGACAUGGAGAAGUUUAUGACCGAGGUCCGUGACAAAAUGAACUUGAGAGUUAACUCCAUUUCUGCUCCACCGGAGUCGUGUUCCAGGCGGGCGCCAUCCCGAAACAUCGAGUCCCUGAGACGUUUUGGCUUCUUCACUUACCUUCGCGAGAUGUUUGAUGCUCCUGAUGAGGUGAUGAGCUACCUUUGCUUCCAGUACAAGGUGCACGACGUGCCAGUGGGAAACGAACAGACCAAAGCUCUCAUCAAAACGGUGAUUGAGGAGCCCUACCUUAGGGUGUUAUACACAACAGAUGAGAGGUACACUGUCAAAAGGUCCUUCUAUUCCAACAAGAUCAGUACCAGCAACUCGGCAGUGCACGUCUCUCAGUACCUCUCGAUAACCGUGGAUGCUGAGGAGAAACGGCAAGUGGAGCAGCAGAUGAAGGCCUGUGCGUCAAGACUGCGAGAGAUUGAUGAGCAAAUGAAGGCCCUGCAGAAGGAGGCUGCCAGUCUGGAUCGCAAAGAAAACGAACUGCUAUCAGAGAAGAAACGUCUCUCUGAGCAGAAGGGGAAGAGGAGACAACUGGAACAGAAAAUCAGCACAAAACAGGACAGUCUGAAGCAAAUGGAGCAGAAUGUUGUGGAUUUGAAAAAAGUUGAAGAGGAAACUAAAGAAAAAAUUAAGGCCGUCAAUUUGCUGAAGGUCACCAUAGCUACAGCAAUCGUGGCCCAAAUGAAGCUGAGAGCCAAGCUGACGAUGGAGAAGGUGCAUCUGGCUUUGGAGAUGGCGGGGUUAACAGCAGAAAAGAGCAAGCUGGAAAACGACUGCAGGGAAAGUGCCUCUGAAUUUAAAACCCUGGAACAAAGAUGCAGCCGUCUGGAGCAGAGGAAGGUCCAGCUGACUGAACAGUGCAAAGGCCUGCUGAAGAGGGCGAAGUCCAACUGUCGGAUGCAGCCAGACGAGGCGUUAUCAGAAGACCUGCGCCAUGCUUUCAGCAAACUGCCCGACACGCUGGAUGAGGUCGAUGCCAUGCUGAACGAGGAACGCUCCAGAGCCGAGUGCUUCACUGGUCUCAGUGAAAGCGUUGUCGAGGAGUACAACAGGAGAGAGCAGGAGAUCAAACAUCUGGAGAGAGAGCUUCAGAAAAAGACAGAGUCCUUGAAUGCCUACAGGCAGAAUAUAUCUGAGGCAAAAGAACGCUGGCUGAACCCUCUGAAGCAGCUGGUGGACCAGAUAAAUGACAAGUUCAGUGACUUCUUCCGCUCCAUGCAGUGUGCAGGAGAGGUGGAUUUGCACUCGGAGAACGAGGAGGAAUACGACAAGUACGGGAUUCGCAUUCGCGUGAAGUUCCACAGCAGCACGCAGCUUCACGAGCUCACGCCGCACCAUCAGAGCGGAGGAGAGCGCAGCGUCUCCACCAUGCUUUAUCUGAUGGCCUUGCAGGAGCUGAACCGCUGCCCCUUCAGAGUGGUGGAUGAGAUCAACCAGGGAAUGGAUCCUGUGAAUGAAAGGAGAGUGUUUGACAUUGUGGUCCGGACCGCCUGCAAAGAGACCACGUCUCAGUACUUCUUCAUCACGCCAAAACUGCUGCAGAAUCUGCAGUACGCCGAGGAGAUGACCAUUCUCUGCGUCCAUAACGGGCCUCACAUGCUUCCUCCCAACGAAUGGGACAAAACGGCUUUCACCCGACGCCGCCUCCAAAGAAAAGCCAGGGCAUAAACCCAACACAGCUAAACAUUUCAAAACCAGCACUGAGAUUUUUCACACAGGGUUUAAAAUUGGAAGUUGUUUAGUUUUUCAUAUCAAUACCCCGCUUACAUGUUUGACUUUACAUUUGAUUUUCAUGGUUAUUUACUAUUUGCACAUUUCCACUUUAAGUUCAGCAUGUUUUGCAUGAGGCAAAAAAUGUAAGAUAGUGUGAUAAUAUGUCUAAAUAAAUUGUUUUGUAAGUCA
Gambusia affinis (western mosquitofish) is the source of this 3541-nucleotide messenger RNA. It is a transcript of the gene smc5, whose product is annotated as structural maintenance of chromosomes 5. Gene Ontology annotation, biological process: double-strand break repair via homologous recombination. Gene Ontology annotation, cellular component: Smc5-Smc6 complex. Lineage: Eukaryota; Metazoa; Chordata; Actinopteri; Cyprinodontiformes; Poeciliidae. Gene Ontology annotation, molecular function: ATP binding; ATP hydrolysis activity. The transcript has 24 exons. The record is from RefSeq and is a predicted model, not a curated record. The coding region runs from base 86 to 3307 and encodes 1073 amino acids.